Laccaria bicolor S238N-H82 is the source of this 2076-nucleotide messenger RNA. RefSeq lists its product as uncharacterized. Gene Ontology annotation, cellular component: chromosome; cytoplasm. NCBI's taxonomy places the organism in Eukaryota, Fungi, Basidiomycota, Agaricomycetes, Agaricales, Hydnangiaceae. The coding region runs from base 1 to 2076 and encodes 691 amino acids. The record is from RefSeq and is a predicted model, not a curated record. Gene Ontology annotation, molecular function: nucleic acid binding; four-way junction helicase activity; ATP binding. Gene Ontology annotation, biological process: double-strand break repair via homologous recombination. The transcript is spliced from 4 exons.
AUGGUAACCUUCAUGGUAUCGCCGCUGAUCGCGCUACAAGAAGAACAGGUUAGCUGUCAGCGAAAUACAUGUUUGGUUGAUGACAUGUCUACCCAGGCAGAAAACUUUCGCAAUGAAUUCAAACUUACUGCUAUCGCAAUAAACAGUGCGCAUGGGGGCUGUACAAAAGAAAUAAUGGCGGAUGUGUGCAGCGGCAAGUGGCAGAUCGUCGUUAUCUCACCGGAAAUGUUGCUCUCCAAGCGGUUCAUAAAGAACGUCUUGCGGAAUCCAGAGAUGCGCAGCCGCAUACUCUCGAUUGUGGUUGAUGAAGCCCACGUUGUGUCGCACUGGGGGUCCGGUUUCCGAAAGAAGUAUGGCACCCUGGGGAUACUACGUGCCUUGCUGCCGAAGGACACGCCGAUGGUGGCCAUGUCAGCGACAUUACCAGCUCGCGUUUGGCAAGACGUGUUAAAGAAGCUGCAAUUUGACGAACAAAACUACACAUACCUAAACCUCGGCAAUGACAGGCCCAACGUCUCUCUCGUGGUCUGCGCCAUCCAAAACACAAUCAGCAGCUACAGUGAUCUUGACUUCCUGAUCCCAAGGGAUAUCCGUGAGGUCAACGACAUAAAAAAAUGCUUCGUAUAUGCCGAUAACAUUACCGCAGGCAGUGACAUGAUGGAACACCUGUAUGACAUAGCACCUGAGGGAUUUUGCGAAGCAGGAAUUAUCAGGACUUACAGUGCAGCGUUCUCGGUAAAAUACCGGCGAGAGGUGAUGGUGCUCUUCAAGGCUGGUCAUAUUCGAAUCUUGAUAUGUACCGAUGCUGCGGGAAUGGGAUGUAACAUAUCCGAUAUCGACAUUGUGGUCCAGUGGAAACUUCCUUCAAGUGUUUCUUCAUUCGUUCAAAGGGCCGGUAGGGCUGCGCGAGGAUAUGGAAGAAGCGGACUUGUGGUGCUUCUUGUCGAGAAGUCAGCGUACGACGUUGAUCUAACAGAUCCCCAAGGUAAAACAAAAGGAAAGCCUAAAACAAAGAAAGCGAACGUACGAGAGCCAACAAACUAUGCAAAAUCAAAGGACAAGGACUAUGCUGUGAACCACGGUGUGUUGCGUGGUGCAUUCGGUGGGGCCUCAGACGAAAUUCCUGCCAGAAUUGAGGUGCCACUGGACCAGCUUGCGAUUGACGAGGGUCUGCACAUGCUAGUGCAGAGCAUGGACUGUAGGCGCAAGGUAUUGACGGAAAUCUAUGGAAAUGAAAUACCUCAGCCGACUGUUGCUUGUUGCGAUCUCUGUAGCCCAGCAUUACUCAAUCACACCAGGCCUGCCCCUCCGUCACGGACUUCUCGCAAGAAGAACGUUACUCCAGGAAUCGUCGACAAGCAACUAAAGAAAGCAAUCGUCAAAUGGCGCAAAGAAAUCUGGACUCACGAUUUCGGAGACUCACUUUUUGGGCCCUCCGCCAUUCUUUCCGAUACGGCCGUGGAAUCGCUUUCGUCGUUUGGAAAUAUUGAAAGGCUUAUCGAUCUCGAAAUUGCGUUGGGCGGAUAUUGGGCAUGGUUUGGUCGGUACGGCGACAAGCUUCUGAACCUGUUCAAGAGCUUGGAUGUCGGACCUAAACAGCAUAAACCGCCGAAACCGUGGGCAGCAAGAGGUGAAAAGCGUGCAUCACAGCCUGGAGAUGGAGAUGCGAGUGGGGUGAAAGAAGAUCAGCCAAAACGACGACGCACCUCGAAAUUUAUGGAAGUACCUCCCACACCUGUCAAUCCACGGCCCGGACCCUCAAGUUCUCGUCACACAUUACCAGCGCCAUCGACUCCAAUGCCACCUCCCUUUCCAUAUCAUCAUGCUCAACUUCCAACAACGAUGUCUUCGAGUCCGUUAGCCAAUAAUCCAUAUGCGGCGCUUGCAACUCCCCAGCCCAAUCAUUAUCAUUUACCUCAAAUGCAGCGCACACCGCCAAGUUUUCACUUCCCUAUUUCUUAUUAUUAUCCCACUAAUACCCCCUCGUCUUCUUCUUCUCGUCAACCACCAAACCCACUAUUCUACCCUCAUCUGUAUCCUAGAAAUCCUCCGCCGCCACCUCCACCAAAUUCUUAG